Messenger RNA from Saccharomyces kudriavzevii IFO 1802, 648 nucleotides. It is a transcript of the gene VPH2, whose product is annotated as Vph2p. Gene Ontology annotation, biological process: vacuolar proton-transporting V-type ATPase complex assembly. NCBI's taxonomy places the organism in Eukaryota, Fungi, Ascomycota, Saccharomycetes, Saccharomycetales, Saccharomycetaceae. The transcript has a single exon. The record is from RefSeq and is a predicted model, not a curated record. The coding region runs from base 1 to 648 and encodes 215 amino acids. Gene Ontology annotation, cellular component: endomembrane system.
AUGUUUGAAAUCAAACUGAAUGACAAGAUAACUGACUUCCUGCGAAACUUCAAGAACAGUGCAAGAUCAAACAAAGGCAUUGAUGAGGACAUUGAUGUUUUCCUGGAGCGACACGCCAUUCCUGUCCGUUCACUACUAUUUUAUUUGAAGGAGUAUGAUGAGGAUAAUGUACUUCCUUGUUCAGUUAGGGAGUUGUUGACACCUUUUGAAUUUGAAUUCAAGCCCAAGACUGUGAGAGGCUCGCAUUAUUCAGAGGGUUUUAAGAAAAGUUUGGAGUUUUUGAAAUAUCAGCAACAAGAGUUGGAAUACCAAGGUAUGGUUAAGAGAAACGGGCCUGCCUCUUCCCUUAUGGAGGAAGAUGAGCUUACGCCUUCACAAAUUAAUAAGCAAAUCAAAGAACAAGUCACUACCGUUUUCAACGUCCUGGUAAGUGUCGUAUCGGUCGUCGUUGCUAUCUGGUACUGGACUGGAACUUCAACAAGAUUCCCGGUCCAUGUUCGUCUCUUGUUGUGCUUGUUUUUCGGAAUUUUAGUUUUAGUGGCAGAUGUUGUUGUUUAUAACAGUUAUCUGAAAAAAUUAGAAGAAGCAAAAGUGAAAGAAAGGACAAAGGUGGAAAAAAAAAAAAUUCUGGAGAAAAUCACACUGUAA